AUGGUGGAGCCACAGCCGACCAACAUUACAGAGGCGUUGGUGCAGAUCCUGAACAAUCAGCAGGCAUUGAUGCGGCAAAUCUCCCAACAGUUGGCCACUACUCAGCUCGCCGUGAACAACCUAUCCCGCGACGAAUCGGUGCUGGACUCCCUCUCUAGCAACAUGGCGGAGUUCGUCUACGACAAAGACAAUGGGCACACAUUUGACGCAUGGUUUUCCCGCUACGUCGACCUUUUCGACAAAGAUGCCGGCAAGCUGGAUGAGGCUGUAAAAGUGCGACUACUCCUGCGGAAAUUAAGCCCACCCGAUCAUGAGCGGUACAACAGCUUCAUUCUUCCGAAGCUCGCUCGAGAGUUUACUUUUGCUGCUACGGUGGAAAAAUUAAAAUCGUUGUUCGGUGCCACAGUGUCAACGUUCCGGCGGCGAUACAACUGCUUGCAGACCACCAAGGAGGACAGCGAUGAUUACCUGGCCUACUCCUGCAAGGUAAACAAAACCUGCGUCGACUUCAAAUUAUCGGAGUUGACAGAGGAACAGUUUAAGUGCCUCAUUUACGUGUGUGGCCUUAAAUCCAAGCAAGAGGCGGAGAUUCGGAUGCGCCUCAUCAACAAGCUAAAUGAAUCGGCGGACCUGACCCUACAGCAGAUUGUGGAACAGUGUAACAGCUUGGUCAACCUGAAGCAGGACACAGUGAUGGUUGAAAGUUGUUCUUCAACGGUGAAAGCUGUCGUGUACCCCAAGCGAACAACGUCGAAGCGUCAGUCGCCUUCGGAUUGCAGCAACAACCGGGAACAACCCAAGACACCCUGCUGGUCAUGCGGGGGCAUGCACUACAAUAAGGAUUGCCGGUUCAGAGAUCACAGGUGCAACGAAUGUGGAAAGUACGGGCACCGUGAGGGCUAUUGUGCCUACUACUCGUUGAAAUCAUCGAACAACGCUGUCAAUCGCUCGGAUAACAAGAAGAAAAGGCGACAGCCGUUGUCGAAGAUAGUAGCCGUCCGAAGCAUCGGUCAGCGGCGGAAAUUCGUCGAAAUCCAACUCAACAACGUUCCGCUUCGUCUUCAGUUGGACACAGGUUCCGACAUCUCAAUAAUUUCGCACCGAUCGUGGGCCAGAAUCGGUCGACCAAAAGUAAAACCAGCAAUUUGCAGCGCUAAAACAGCAUCAGGGGAACCGCUUGAACUGGUUGUGGAAUUGGAGUGCAAUAUAACCCUCAACGGCAUCAUACGGGAGGGCAUAGACUGGAUGGACUUGUUCGGAUUGUGGGACCACUCGAUAGCGUCGUACUGCAAUCAAGUGACUACACAAGCAAAUCAACGUGUAGCGACCCUUCAAGCGCAGUUUCCUGAGGUGUUCUCCAGUGAGAUAGGUCUGUGCAACAAGACUCCCGUCAAACUGGUCCUCAAAGGUAACCCCAAGCCGGUGUUCAGACCAAAACGACCGGUGGCUUACUCCAUGGAGCAUGUUGUGGAGGAGGAGAUUUUUCGCCUGCAAAACCUUGGCAUCCUGAUGAAAGUGGAUUUCAGCGACUGGGCGGCACCGAUUGUCGCGGUUCGGAAGCCAAAUGGAACCGUCCGUAUCUGCGCCGACUUUUCGACUGGUCUAAAUAGCGUUCUGGAACCAAACCAGUAUCCUUUGCCUUUGCCCGAGGAUAUUUUUGCGAAGAUGGCAAACUGUCGGAUUUUCAGUCACAUUGACUUGUCCGACGCGUACCUGCAGCUGAUGGACACAAUGCUAGCUGGUCUCAACUGUACUGUUGGUUACCUCGAUGACAUAUUGGUCGGGGGCCGGGGGGGGGGGGAAGAGCAUCAGCACAAUCUGCAGCUAACACUCGCGCGGCUCAAGGAGUAUGGGUUCACCGUACGCAUCGAAAAGUGUAGCUUCGGCAUGCAGCAGGUCAAGUAUCUGGGACAAAUCCUGGAUGGCAAUGGAAUCAGGCCGGAUCCGGAGAAAAUUGCUUCGAUCGUCAGCAUGCCUCCACCACACGAUGUUUCGACGCUUCGCUCCUACUUGGGUGCCGUAAACUAUUACGGCAAAUACGUCAAAGAGAUGCGCACUCUACGACAUCCAAUGGAUCAGCUGCUGAAGGCUGGAGUAAAAUUCGAAUGGUCACCGGCGUGUCAAGCAUCGUUCGAUCGUUUUCGAGAGAUUCUUCAGUCACCGUUACUGCUGACCCAUUACAAUCCCAUGUUGGGCAUCAUUGUUUCGGCGGACGCAUCUGCAUUUGGACUGGGAGCACGAAUCGCUCACCAGCUUCCGGACGGGACUAUUAAAGCCAUUUGUCACGUGUCCCGUAGUUUAACGACAGCCGAAACCAACUACAGUCAGAUCGAGAAGGAAGGAUUGGCUAUCGUAUUCGCUGUAACCCGUUUUCAUCGAAUGUUAUUCGGUCGAAAAUUCAUCCUCGAGACAGACCAUAAACCGCUACUCGCUAUUUUUGGGUCGAAAAAGGGAAUUGCUACGUAUACGGCCAAUCGACUACAAAGAUGGGCAUUGACGUUGCUCCUCUACGAUUUCGACAUUCGCUACAUUUCAACGGAAAGCUUCGGGCAUGCGGAUGUUUUGUCCCGUUUGAUCAACCAACACAUUCGCCCGGACGAAGAGAUCGUUAUCGCCAAUUUCGAAAUGGAGAACUCGAUCAGAAGCAUUAUCAACGAGUCCCUAGAGGUAUUUCCGCUAUCGUUCAAGAUGAUUCAAGCGGAAACCAGAUCCGAUGACACACUACAGCAAGUUAUUCGGUUCGUCAAUAGUAAGUGGCCGCCUAAAAAGGAAGAUCUCUCCGACCCUCAAGUCGAACAGUUCUAUUUACGACGCGACUCGCUCAACGUCGUAGCCGAUUUCGUGAUGUAUGGAGAACGUUUGGUUAUUCCACCAAAGUUUCGGAAACGGGUGCUCCAACAGCUACAUAAAGGUCACCCAGGUGUGGAACGAAUGCGAUCGAUCGCCCGAAA
Molecule: messenger RNA, 2951 nt
Organism: Ochlerotatus camptorhynchus
Lineage: Eukaryota; Metazoa; Arthropoda; Insecta; Diptera; Culicidae
Exons: 3
Source: RefSeq, a predicted model, not a curated record